Molecule: messenger RNA, 1202 nt
Organism: Polychytrium aggregatum
Lineage: Eukaryota; Fungi; Chytridiomycota; Chytridiomycetes; Polychytriales
Product: adenylate kinase-domain-containing protein
Exons: 6
Coding region: 144-962 (272 amino acids)
Biological process (GO): CDP biosynthetic process; 'de novo' pyrimidine nucleobase biosynthetic process; UDP biosynthetic process
Cellular component (GO): nucleus; cytoplasm
Molecular function (GO): ATP binding; UMP kinase activity
Source: RefSeq, a predicted model, not a curated record
ACAGGCCUGCCCAGUGCCAGCCAGCCAGCCGCGCUCCAGCAAGCCCCUGGGCGUUUUGCGUUUUCUGUUGGGUGGGGUCGCAUCACUCUCGCAUCCACAACCGCACCAACACCCGAUACAUCUGCCCGAUCGUCCUGCACGCUAUGGCCGCCGUCUUUACUCGACUGAGAGCCUCUGCCCUCGCCCACAAGAGCCUCUUUGCUGGCCAGGCUCGUCUUGCCAGCACUCGGCCUUCGGCUGCUGGUUCCGCGGCCACGAACCUGAACGGAUCCGGGCCAGUCUACUCCGUGAUGGCUGGUGCGGGCCUGGGUCUCGGUGCCUUUUACUACGCAUAUUUCAACGGGUUCCUCCCCGAGCACUCGGUCGCGAAGGGACGGCUUGGACUCUCGCCGCUGGCCAAGGACGUUAGCGUCGUUUUCGUCCUGGGAGGUCCCGGUGCCGGGAAGGGAACCCAGUGCGCCAGAAUCGUUGAGGAGUUUGGCUUUGUUCAUCUCUCAGCCGGCGACCUCCUCCGUGCUGAGCGCCAGCGUGCCGGCUCCCCGUAUGGCGAGCUCAUCAACAACUACAUCAAGGAGGGCCAGAUUGUCCCCAUGGAGAUCACCAUUGCCCUGCUGCACCAGGCCAUGAAGGAGAGCGGCUCGAAGCGAUUCUUGAUCGACGGAUUCCCGCGCGCUCUCGACCAAGCCCAGUGCUUCGAGGACGAGGUCUGCAAGAGCCAGUUUACGCUCUACUUUGACUGCCCCGACGAGGAGAUGCUCAGGCGCCUGCUGAAGCGAGGCGAGAGUAGCGGACGUGUCGACGACAACAUCGAGUCGAUCAAGAAGCGUUUCGUCACUUUCCACGAAACCAGCUACCCAGUCGUGGAGUAUUACUCCAAGAUGAACAAAGUCAAGACGGUCUCAUGCUUGAACCCCGUCGACAAGGUCUAUGAGCAGACACGGUCCCACUUUCUCCAUUUGUAAUGACGCCGCCAAGCCGGUUGUUCCCGCGGCGGCAAGACAUCUGAUCCAAUCGAACGCGGGUGGAUCGGACUUGACGGCAGCGGAGGGACCUGCCGUCUCGAUUGAAGUAGUCACUGCGUGAUAUGAUGGCAGGGCACUGCAGCUCGAGGAGUGCCCACCGAAAGUGGAUGCACGCAAAUAGAGGAUAUUGCAGUACCCUGUGCUGGUGAUCAGCGGCCGCCCUCGUUCUCCUCGCGAAUC